Molecule: messenger RNA, 1985 nt
Organism: Punica granatum (pomegranate)
Lineage: Eukaryota; Viridiplantae; Streptophyta; Magnoliopsida; Myrtales; Lythraceae
Source: RefSeq, a predicted model, not a curated record
AAAUGGCGGCUGCGGAGAGCUCCGAUAUGAUCGGAUUCUUUACCUCGUCAGUCAGUCUCCCUACUCGCCUUCUCCGUUAUCUACAGAUCGCCAUGGUUGCUCUCGCGAAGUUUGUUCCUCUGGCAAUGGCGGGAAGUUCAGCUCCCGCGCAGACCUCGUGGCGGUUAUGGGAGCAGGAAACAGAAAGCGGCGUCAGUUGGUAAGACACAACGACUCCAUCGCUAGAAAUGGGGGAAGAGAUAACGGAUGACAGCAUAACAACUGUCAUUUCAGGAGAGAGAUAGGGGCGAUUGCAGGGGACAGCUUCGUUCCCCCCCGCUUGAUCAGCAAUGGCAGAGAACAAGAAGGACAUGAUUCGGCUGGAGCGGGAGUCCGUGAUCCCAAUUCUGAAGCAGAAGAUCAUUACCACCCUCGCCAACCUCAUAGGGUCUGAUGCUGAACGCGAGGACUUUUUGAACCUUUGUCAGAGAGUUGAACACACUGUUCGUGCUUGGUAUCUUUUCCAAUUUGAAGAUUUGAUGGAACUGUACUCCCUCUUUGACCCUGCAAACGGACCUCAGAAAUUGGCGCAACAGGACUUGUGUCCUGAAGAAAUUGAUAAACUUGAACAGACCUUCCUCAAGUACCUAUUUCGGGUUAUGGAAAAGAGCAACUUUAAGAUCGCGACAGAAGAGGAGGUUGAUAUUGCACUGUCUGGCCAGUACCUCUUAAAUCUUCCUAUUUCCGUCGAUGAAUCUAAGCUGGACAAGAAGCUGUUGAAGAGGUACUUUGAAGAUCAUCCUCAGGAGAAUCUACCAGAUUUUAUAGAUAAGUAUGUUAUCUUCCGGCGUGGUGUUGGGAUCGAUCGGACAACUGACUACUUUUUCAUGGAGAAAGUGGACAUGAUUAUUUCACGUCUAUGGUCAUUUUUGCUGACAUUUACCAGGAUCGAUGAACUUUUCUCUGUGAAGCCAAGCAAAUGCCAUAAGAAAAAUACCAAAAAGAACAAUGAAAUUACAGCCGAUGAUUGCGAAGAGCAGAAUGAACUUUAUGUUGAACGUCUCCGUAUCGAAAAUAUGGAACUGAGCUUACAAAAUUUGAUGAGUAAGACCACGAUCCAGGAACCCAUCUUCGAAAGGAUAAUUGUUGUUUACAGGCAAGCAAGUACAGAAUCAAAAACAGAACGCGGAAUAUAUGUGAAGCAUUUUAAGAACAUUCCCAUGGCUGAUAUGGAAAUAGUUCUUCCAGAGAAGAAAAAUCCUGGAUUAACUCCAAUGGAUUGGGUGAAGUUUGUGGGCUCUGCGAUAAUUGGGCUGGUCGCAGUAUUUGGUUCCGUCGAAAUGCCUAAAGCAGAUCUUUGGGUUAUCUUUGCCGUCCUUUCUACUGUGAUUGGUUACUGCGCCAAAACAUAUUUCACGUUCACGGCAAACUUGGCUGGAUAUCAGAACUUGAUUACCAGGUCCAUGUAUGACAAACAACUGGAUAGUGGCAAGGGGACUCUUCUACAUUUGUGCGAUGAUGUGAUUCAACAAGAAGUUAAAGAGGUUAUAAUAUCGUACUUCAUACUGAUGCAACGAGGCAAAGCCAGUUUGCUGGAUUUGGAUCUGCGGUGCGAGGAACUAUUGAAAGAAGAGUUUGGUGAGACCUGUAACUUUGACGUGGAUGAUGCAGUUCAGAAAUUGGAGAAAUUAGGAAUUGUUUCACAGGAUGCCCUGGGAAGAUAUUCCUGCAUGAGCCUUAAACAAGCCAACCAGAAGAUCGGGACCACGAUAGAGGAGCUCAUCCUCUUGGCGAGACAAAGCAAAGGUCCUGCGGAUUGAUCCAUAUUACGAUCCAAAGACAAUUUGACUGCUGAACACCUGAAAGACAGCCGGGGCCGUCUUGUUUUCUGGAGUUGGCACUGCUUGUUUCAAUCGUGUAAUUAUGACCAACUGAUGAUAGUUGUCAAUUGUAAAUUCAAUCAUUUGGCAUUAUUAAAAAUCCACUUUUUACCAAUUUCCUUCAAA